Molecule: messenger RNA, 2133 nt
Organism: Botrytis deweyae
Lineage: Eukaryota; Fungi; Ascomycota; Leotiomycetes; Helotiales; Sclerotiniaceae
Exons: 3
Coding region: 1-2133 (710 amino acids)
Molecular function (GO): protein binding
Source: RefSeq, a predicted model, not a curated record
AUGCUUUCAACUCCACUGACUCCUCCUUAUGGAGAUUCGACAGAUAAUAUCGAGAAUGGCUCGUCCAAUGGCCGCAUGUUGACGGGCGGAUCGAACUCUUCCUAUACAAAUCAAUCAUUUGCGCUUGCAACUCCGACGAGUAAUUCGAGUAUGAUGUUCAACGAAUCUAGCGAAGAAUAUACACCAGGGGGUCGCUCCUUCUCCGAGGAUAUGAUGGAAGAAUCCGAUCAGGAUAUGUCUGAUGGAGGAGCGCCCUUGACAACAAUGCCAUCGCAUGCAGAAGAACCCACCACUGAUAUGGAUCCAGGAGAUUCUGAAAAUAUAUACAAUAAUGAUCCGGUAGCACUACACAAUGACUCUCAGUACCAAUCCUCGGCCAACCCAUUCUAUACUCAAAGUUUCUUGGAAGAAUUUGAUGUGCCAUCGGAACUAGGAGGUAGCUUAUACCCAUACGGGGCCUAUGUUCCUUUACCUUUACCUGAAGCCAUUGACACCACCGAUUUGCCAGCUGUCAUGUCAGAGGUUUCGCAACAACUACAACACAUUCAGGAUGGGCAAGAGCAUGGAGAUUCUGAAUCGGCCCCAGAUGAACAUCAUGAUAUGUUCAUAAAUCACAAUCAGAUUGACAGCCAAUCUAAUAUGAACUUCGGCGUCUUUCUUGGCGACUGGGCAACAUCUUUUGCUCGCAGAGGCACAAACAAUUCGAAGCCUUCACAGGCCGCUAUCACUGCUCAUAUACUUGCCGAUGAUUUUGAGCCAAUGCGGAGAUGCGACCUUCAAGGGGAGGAAUGUGACAUUCAGAGAAUUGAUUGGACAGACUUGGGGGUCACACGAUUGGAGGCUAGACAAAGACGUCGGGCCACUUACAAAAACUAUACCAACCUUGUAUACCCCAAUCGUCCACAGCUCAAUCCCCGGCAACUACAUGGCACAAGACUUAGAAAUGUUGAUAAUUAUUUCAAAUUCCGCCAAAUGGAUUUUCAACACGACGUCCACAUUCGACACUUUCAAUUGCGCAACUUAAUUACCUGCCCCUCACAAAAUUGUGUAAUAUACGCCGCAAAGACGAAGGUGUUGUAUUAUGACCCUACCUUUGAAUCGACUCCUCGCGUGUUAAUGGAUCUUGGCAAUCCAAGGACGCAGUCAUAUCAUUCUUCCUUGAAUGGGUGUCAAGUUUCCACUCUCACUAGUGGCCACGAGAUCGUUGUUGCAGGUGGAUUUGAGGGGCAAUACGCAUUGAUUAGCACUAGGGUUCAAAAGGAUGCGAAACAUACUGAAGGCGUGAUUACAGAGCACCCAAAUGAUAUCACAAAUCAUGCCCAAGUUCAUCUGUCAAGGUCUUCCUCGCCUCUGAUUACCUUUGCAUCAAACGACUCUGGCAUUAGGACUCUCGACGUCACAACCAACAAGUUUAUUUCGGAGCAUAUGUAUGAUCAUGCUAUGAACUGCACAGCUGUAUCACCCGAUCGACGUCUACGUGUACUGGUCGGUGACACUCGAAAGGUUAUGAUCUGCAAUUCCGAAACAGGGCAAACUUUACAAGAGCUUGAGGGUCAUCUUGACUUUGGCUUCGCGUGUGAUUGGUCUGAAGAUGGAUGGACGGUAGCGACUGGAAAUCAAGACAUGCAAGUUAAGAUUUGGGAUGCUCGCUAUUGGAAUCGACCUGUAGUGAGUAUUGCUGCAGAUAUGGCUGGUGUCAGGAAACUCAAGUUUUCUCCUUUGGGCUCUGGUAGGCCAAUUCUGGUCGCAGCGGAACCAGCAGACUAUGUCAACAUCAUAAAUGCCGAAACGUUCGAUAGUAAACAGACUCUCAGCUUCUUCGGAGAGGUUGGAGGCUUCGACUUUACUAACGAUGGCCAAGAGCUGGUUGUUGCAAAUUGCGACACCUUGAGGGGUGGGAUAAUCGAAUAUGAACGUUGCGAUUUUGCUACCGAAGGUCUGUGUGGGAAGGAUGAGCAACUGAGAAAUAUGAUGGAAGAUGACGAAAGUAGAUAUAUGAUGGCUGGGAGGAAGCGGAAUUAUGGCACCAGUCAUCUGGCUGAAGAACUUCUAGAGGAGUCACCAGCCCUUCGAGGUACUACGAAGCGCCGAGAAAGAAGAGCAGCUCUUCUAACCAACUUGGGAUCAUUCUAA